AGAUUUAUAUCAGAAGGCAGAAGAAGCUGGUCCUGCUCCGUCUCGGUGCGCUUUGGUUCCGCAGCCGCCGGUGGCGAGAAGGCAGCGAGGAAGCAGCAGCAGCAGCCGCCGAGGGUUUACCUGCCUUACCUACCUACCUACCUACCUACUUAGCUACCUUGGCGAUGGCAAAGGCGGUCAGCGUGGCGCGGCUGCUGUGCGCUUUGGUCUUUUGCUCGCAGGCGCUCUCGGCGGUGAGUAGGCAGCGCGGGAGGCGAGCUGGAGCGCCGCCUGGGCUCCCCGGCAGGGAUGGUUGGCUCCACGUGGUCGGCGGAGAGAAAGCCUAGAGCUCCGGGGGGACUCGGGGGCACUUUCUUUUUCGCGGCUGCCCCGUCCUCCUCUCUUGGCUUGAACUGGAGGGAAACGCGGGACCUCCCCCCGCCCCGCGCGCGCGCCUUUUCCUUCCUCGGCCCCGCUGCGCCCCCGCGCCUGGAAAGCGGUUCCAGCUGGUGUCUUGGGAAUGGUGGAACCCCCCAAGCGCCUUUUCCCUCCUUCCUUACACAUCCCCCCCCCCCCGCCUCCCGGUGCGCCCUCCCCUUUCAACAGGUUCUGGGGCGCAGAGCCCUCUCGAAAAGCCCUUUUCAAGAACAGCCUAUUGUGUCGGCGGGGGGAUUCCAGAGCCUGAAGGGUUUAAUUCAAACCAGACCAUGGAGGCUCAUAACCUGAUUGGAAUUUUUCUCCCCUCCACCUCAAAGCGCCUCUCUCUCUCUCUCUCUGUGCCGCCCUGCUCCUUCUUUCCCCCUCCUCCUCCUCGUCCCUCUCCACCUCCCUGUUCUUAGCCGGAUAUUUGCCUUGCUCUGGGAAGCGGCCUGCCCGCUUUGCUCCCUGGUUUUUUGUGGUGGUGUUUUUUUAAACUCCGAAGGGCAGGUUGCAACUCGGCUACCUAAGCCAGGAGUUGGCACGCCUUGUCCCCCCUUAAGGGCGGCUCUCCCUCCCUCUCUCCUCCUCCCCCUUCCCAAAAUAGUUGUUCAAUCAUACUUCCCCCCCUUUUUUUGGUGAGCAGAAGUCCCGGGUUCUCAAUACAGGGGCUUCCUUGGAAUAGGCUAGUUGGAGAAGUAGCAAACAGGCACGGCGGGCUGUGCCGGUUCACACGUUACAAAGCUUCUCUGUGGGAGGUGACUCUGGAGGCGCUGAUGUGCCAUCAUGGGUGGGGAAGUUGCGACAUAUGGUAAUCCUACAGAUGAUGUGUGAAGGACUUGGAUUUUUUCACAUGGGAGGGGGGAGAGCAAGGGUUUCUGGAACCAAGGCAGAUGGGUGCAAAUGCACUUUUGCUAAUUCAUGCCCCUGUGAGACCUGAAAAGAUGAGGUUGCUUCUGGAGUAGGCAGACUUCUUCCUAUAAACUUGUGACGGCCUGGGGAAAAGAGCGCUGACAGAGCCACCACAAUUACUUAGUCUUGCCAAGUAGAUCUUGGGAGAUGCUUUGCUGACCAAAGUCACCCACACAACUUUCCUGCAUUUCCCCAGCCAUUUGACCUGAGCUACCGUUGGCUUUGUUCCCAAGAGGUGUAGAUGCCAAGUUGCAGGUUUGAUCCCAGUAUGGUAGGGGGUUGGACUAGAGGAUCCUCAGGGGUCCCUUCCAACUGUACAAUUUUACGUUUGUCCUCGUGACUGAUGGUGGGGUAAAGGAAGAGCUGCUCACAUUCUUACUGAGAUGCCUGGAUCCUUAAGACGGAUCUUGAAUUUUGUUUCAAGGGUCCAAAUAACAAGGGGCAGGGCUCUGGUUUUCAAAACGCCUGAAACAGCGGAACUGCUCAACACCCAGGCUUGAAGGCAGAACACUAAUAGGUCUUCAAAGAGACUCUUUCUCUCUCUCCCCACCUUUUGCUUGCACAAGCAAGAAUCUUCUCUUUUAUGCUUAAAUGAAGCAAUUUUCCUCUUCCCCCUCCUUUCUAAGAUGGUUUAAUCAAACAGUUCAGGUACCAGCUGAAAAAAUGACACUUAAAACUAGAUUGCAGACAGGAUAGUUCUCAAGAACACUUCUUUUUCCUAGUGUUGGACAGGAUUAAACUUAAUAAUUAACUUGGUCCCACUAGUUAUAAUCAAAAGAGGGCAUAGGUAGUUUGUUGGGUACCUGCAACUUUCUGCACUGGCGCCUCUCAGCAGAUGUAAUACUGUAUGACUUUAGAAUCUGUUAGCUUCUUUCUUUGCCUCAUGUGACUUUAAAAAUCUAUUUCUAUGGCUUGUGCAGUUAAAGCCUGAAACCUGGGUUUAAAAGCUUAAACAGACAUCCCUAUCUUCAUAAUACCUGUUGAUUGAUGUUCCCUAUCAUGUGCCACUUGGCACCCCCUUUGCCUAUUUACCUUGCACAGGGAAUUGCAUCAUUAAAAAGUUUUAAAACGGCAGUAUGUACUUUGAAUUCAGCAAGCAUGAAGUUCCAGGCAAUCAUUCUGGAUACUUGUACAGUUGCAGCAAAACUAAAGACAGAAUUUUUUUGCUGUUAUACAUUUGAAGAAAAAUAAUGAGUUGUCUGCUUUGAAAAUUAAAACCACAGAACAUUACUCUGUAAGUGAAAACAGACCGUAUUCAAACUCUAGAACCUAUAAUAAAUCUCAAUACUAUCUUUUUCUCCCCUCUGAGCACUGCACCAGCAGAUGUCGCCACUGAAUAAACAAUGCCCUUCUUCUAUCUGCCACUCCCAUAGCGUCUACCUUAACAAAUCUGGAAAUUCACAUGUUCGUACUUUUACAGCAUGUCUGUGUCCCGUGCAAAAUUUAAUUUGUUUCACUUGUACAAUCUUAAAAUUGAUCUGUACCAUUUCUCAACCAAGGCAGUACAUACUGUAAAAAGAGAGAGAGAGAGAGAGUUUGGUGUGUGUACUCUACUGACCUACAUGCAAUAAAACAGGGCCAACGGUUGAGCACUGGUGGUGCAAAUUUCCGUCUGAACAUGACUCAGUGUAGGUGAGAGUACAUUUCUGCUUCUGCCAUGGGUGGUGGCAGUGGCAAGGAAAGUGCCUGUCUAGCAGGCCUUUUUUGAUGUGCUGAAUGGGCUUUUAAUUACCUAGCUAAGAAGGUGUUGCUUCAACAGUCUUGGAAGUCUGCUGCAUCAGUUUUGCGGGGUUCAGGCAGAAUUAGGCAUCGUAAUGAGGAAUCUGGAGCACUGUCUUUUCCAUCUGUGCUGUGUCACUUUUGACUGAGGAUGUGAGCAAGCUGCUUGGAGAAGUGUUCUUGUCAUCUUAGAGCUAGCUGAUGGAGAUUGACUGUUUGGGUCUAGGUAAAGGUAAAGGGACCCCUGACCAUUAGGUCCAGUCGUGACCGACUCUGGGGUUGUGGCACUCAUCUCACUUUAUUGGCCGAGGUCAAUAGCUUCCGGGUCAUGUGGCCAGCAUGGCGAAUCAGAGCAGCGAACGGAAAUGCCAUUUACCUUCCUGCCAGAGCGGUACCUAUUUAUCUACUUGCACUUUGACAUGCUUUCGAACUGCUAGGUUGGCAGGAGCAGGGACUGAGCAACGGGAGCUCACCCCAUUGCAGGGAUUCGAACCGCGACCUUCUGAUCGGCAAGUCCUAGGCUCAGUGGUUUAACCCACAGUGCCACCCGCAUUUGGGUCUAGAGGGUGAUUAAUGCAUCAUUGCAGGAAUGGUAGGGUAGAGUGGGUAGGGAUAGUGGGUCUUUUCCUUGAGCUGUUCCUUACCCCGUGAGGUUCUCUUAUCAGCUACCACACGUGUCACACAGUGGCGACUGUCCCCUUUGUGGUGGCAGCCCACCUUUGGGUAUGCUUUGAGGAAACUGAUUAUCUUGGCCCAUUUCAAUUUAGUUUCUGACCUGGUCAUGGCACUGAAACUGCCUUGGUUGAUAAUAUUUGUUGGAACAGAGAUGGAGGAGUGUGACCUCCCUCCUUGUUCUUGACCUUCUUGAAUGGUGCUGAGAGGUGGGUGAAGCUGCAUUAAAGUGGUUCAGCUCCUGCCUUCAGGGCUCUUUUGAGAAAGUAGUUAUGGGGAGGCCUGUUGUUCAGGGCAAUCAGGAUUGUCUUGUGACAUACUGCAGGGCUCCAUGUUACCCUCUAUGCUACAUAACAUGCCCACAUGUUCCCCAUGGGAGCUGGCAUCAGAUUUGCCAUGUCAAUCUAUAGCUGGUUCAUCAGCUUCGACUUCUUUUGAACUUCCUGUGAGAUUAUUGCAAUAAUGCUCUACAUUGGUCGGCCCUUGAGGACGAUGCAGAAACUUCAAUUGUUUCCAAACACGGCAGCCAGUUAACUGACCACAAUCCCAUUUACAGCUCCUGCACUGGUUGGUUGCUACUUUGUUUCUGGGCCUAAUUCAAGUGGUUUACAUUGUUGAGAGCAUAAAUUCAAUAUGUUGACAUUUAGAGCCUUAAAUGACUUGUGUCCCAAAUAUCUGAAAAAUCACCUUCCUACCUUGAUGUUUUGACACCUGAGAUAAAUAUAUAUAAGAUGCAUUCUGUUGAAAUCAGUUAAAACAGUUUGCAAUAAUAAUGAUGACGAUGAUGUGUUGUAACCCAUUAGCCAGAUGUUGUUGAAUUGCAAGUCCGAUCAUCCCUGACUGUUUGCUAUGCUGGCUGGGGCUGAAGGGAGUUGGAAUCAAAUAUCAUCUUGCAAUGCAUUAUACAUAGGGCUACCUCUGAAAACUUCAGCUGGUGGGAAAUUAAGCAGUCAGGGAAAGAUGGUUUGAGCAUAUCACUGUACAUUGAUCCUGACCCAACUGCACUGGCUGCCAAUUAGUUUCUGGGCCCAAUUCACAGUGCUGCUUUUGACCUGUAAAGCUCAGGAACCGCAGUAGCCCAAAGGCCAACUCUCCCCAUGCAAACUACGCAGACUUAGCAAUCACCAUCUGAGGCCCUUCUUUGUGUGCUUCCUCCAUGAGAGGUCCAGAAGUUGGCAACACGAGAAAGUGCCUUUUCUGCAGUGGCUCCUUGUUUGUGCCAUGCUGUCCCCAGGGAGGCCUACCUGGCACCUUCUUUAGACACCAGGCAAAAAUGUUUCUCUUCAGCCAGGCGUUCAGCUGAUUAACAUUCUAUGGCUUUUAAAAUGUGUUGUGGGAGGGAGGUUAUUGGUUUAUUUUUGUUACGUAUUUUGCAUUCUCAUCUUGCAUCUUUCUGUUGUGAACAACCCUGGGAUCUUGGGGUGACGGGCAGUAUCCAAAUUUAAUAAAUAAUAAUUAGCAUUAUAAUAACACCACCUGGAAGGCAACAGGGCUGGUUGUGUUAAUUGAUCCCUCUGUUUGCCAUCUUGGCAGCUUGCAUGAAAUUUCUCUCGGCUGAUCUGGCAGAGCAGGGUUCAUUCACGCAUGGAACUCAUGACUCAGCAGAGUAGGCCAUCGUGAUAAGAACACACAUAUGUUAACUAUCUCUAAGGCCCAUUGGUGCCAGUACUAUUUACUUCAAGUUAGAAGUAAUAAAUCUGGAGUCUUGCUGUACAUAUUAGGGGACAGUGUCCCCAAACUGCUUCAAGGGUUAAACUCUUGGAUUGUAGAAUGCACAUCUGGAACAAGUUCAUCUGUCGGAGCUCUGCUUACGUGUGCUGCACAUGGCAAGUGAAUAAUUACUUAGCAACCUUUUAGCUAGACUUGACUCACUUACAAAUCAUCCCCACUGUAAGUCGUCUAGUUUCAACUCUGGUUAGGCUUUAUACAUGCUUUAUCAAAGAGCAGGGUAUGAUUUGCUGAAAACUUAUGGAGGCUCCUUGAAUCUGAUCCUACUUCUCACAGGAAGAGUCACGCCCACAGAAAGUUGACUUUCUCCUGUCUAUACAAGUGGAGAGAUACCUGGCAAAAGGUCUUGAUAAAAGUACUGGAGGUUUAGUUGCUGCAGACACUUCAGACUCACUCAGUGUUGGGCAACAAACUUACCUCAUUUAUUUACUGAGGGAGAUAAUCCACCAGUCUGUUCUUCCUUGUAUAUUGUUUAUAUGUAAAAUGGCAUAUCUUUAAAAUACAGUAAGUAUGCCAGGAUUUUGGGCUCUGAAUGAUCUUUCCUGGGAUCAAUCAAUCUCUCUCUCAUUUAUAUUUGCAUUUAAACAUUCCCACACUAAAAUCCUUACUUGCUGCCAAGCAAGUCCAUUGAUUUCUCCAGUGAAGUUCCUUUCCUGUAGAGUGACCUUGUUAAGAGUUGGGUUGUAAAAAAAAUAAACUGGGAAUUGGCUGUGAUUCUUUCUCCUCCUUUUUGCCUGCAUUCUGAGCUUUGUGGUGGUUUGAGUAAAGCUGAAUUUAAACAGCAGAGGACCUUAGUAAGGAAAGGUGAUAUUUUUUUAGUGGCACCAUUACCUGGGUAUUGGGUGUGGAGGAGGCCUCUAUAGACUUCGAUCCAUCUCUUCUACCCUUAGGUCCAGUCGUGACCGACUCUGGGGUUGCGGCGCUCAUCUCGUUUAUUGGCCGAGGGAGCCGGCAUACAGCUUCCGGGUCAUGUGGCCAGCAUGACUAAGCCGCUUCUGGCGAACCAGAGCUUCUACCCUUACGCAGGCCUAUAUAGCCUUUCCUGCUAUUUCACUUUAACACAUAAUUUCAACUGUAGUGGUGACUCAACAUUUUAUGACCCAACUACAGUGGACGCUCGGGUUGUGAACGUGAUCCCUGUGGCAUGCAUGUUCACAACCCGCACCAGUGCGUCUGUGCACCCACGGGUUGCGAUUCGGCACUUAUACGCAAAGCGCGAUUUAGCGCUUCUGCGCAUAUGCGACCGCCGAAACCCGGAUGUAACCCUUUCCGUUACUUCCGGGUUUCGGUGGUCCGUAACCCGAAAAAACGCAACCUGAACCAUCUGUAACCUGAGGUAUGACUGUAUACAGACUGAGUAGUUUACUGUUAUUUGAAACUGAAAGACUCCUUACUGCUGCAACCUUAAUGAUUCUUCUCAUAUGAAAUGGUUAGAUCUGUUUUACCUGGGGGUCAGCCAAGAAAUCCAGUACAGUAUUGCUUCCUUAUGGACAGAAGAGACAAAGCAGUAAAGCUCUACCAUUUUGGUAGAGAGGGAAGCUGUCCUGGUGCUCUCCAGAUGCAUAAUGACAGCUUCUACUAUUCCUGACCAGGGUGGAUUUGAUUUAAAUCAAAUCGAUUUAAAUCACUAGUCAGAAAGAUUUUAUUUAUUUAUAUAUUUAUUUUUACAGAAAGGCUCAUUCUUGCUGGCAUAAUCUUAAUAUUUACAACCAGAUGAAGAUUUCAUUUUUUGGAAUAAUAAAUUUUCAGAGUAGUUUUUACAGAUAUAUAAAAAAAAUGCUGAUUUGGUGAUACUAUUAGAAAUACAUAGAUAAUUAUGAAAUUAUUACGAGGUUUAAUAAGUUGAUUGUUUAUAUUUGGACAGCCUUUCUGCUGUACUUUAUUGAAAGGAGAAAAAAAAUCAUUUCCUUAAUAACAACGUAAACAAUUUAUUUAACUAAAACAAUAACAUAGCAUGUGUAUCCAUGUUUGUUAACUGAUGUGGUUAAAUGAUUUUUUUUUUAAGAAAAACCAAAACUAACCUUAGAUUGAGUUUUGGCACACAUGAAAAACUUAAAACAAAUCCUUAUUUCUUGAUGAAUAGCCUUUGGAUUAUAAUGUAACUUAAAUAGAAAACGAUCUUUAGAAAGAUUUUUCCUCCAAAAGCAUUUUAUUUUAAAAAUCUGAUUUAAAUAAAAAUAAUAAUCCAAUUUUUUAAAAAAAUCUGAUUUAAAUAAAAAAUAUCUUUUAAUAAUAAUAAUCAUUGAUUUUUAUCCACCCUGUUCCUGACCAUUGACCCUGCUGUCUGAGGCUGAUGGCAGUGGUAGCCCAAAACUUAUGGAUCUUGCUACAUUUCAGAAGGCUUGUCUAGAGGAACUGGAUGAGCUCUUAACGAUUCCAUUGCUUUAAAGUAAUGGGGCUAGCUAGUCUCAAGCAGCAGGAGGUGAAUUUCUCUUGAUUUUAGAAGUAGUUGAUGUGCUCUAAAAUCCAACUAGAAGCUUUCAGCAAGCAAUUGUAGCCAGUAACUCGCAAGACUUUACCUUAGCCUCUUGAGAUUUCAGGUGGUGGGCAUUUUUCUAGGAAAUGCUAGCUCUGAAUGGGCAGAGAAUUUAUGGAGAGACAUUUAAUCUCCCCUCCAUCCACUCACUGAAAUGGUUCAGCCCAGGGUCAGCUGCAUCAUGUACAGCUGCUGACUCUGAGUUGCGUCUUAUUUGGGAAGUUCUUAGGAGCUCUGAGGGUAGAGAGAGCUCUCUGGCAUCCAAGCACUCAGUAAUGACUCCUGUCUCAAUAGCUUUCAUCCAACAUGGAACUCUUUGUCCACUUAUAAUUGUUGCCAGUAACAUUUGCACCCAGAGGACAAAUGUUGCAUCUAGAGGACAAAGCUGUGGUUGCUCAGUCUGCUGCUUAGCUUGGAAGAUGGAUACGAACGAACAGAAAGGCAACUCAAAAGAGCUUGCAUAGCAUUGCUCUGCAGUCUGAGGAUUGGUGCUGAGAAAUGACGGGUGUGUGUGUGAAUAUUUUAUAGAUUUCUAAGACUUUUCAUUCUGACAUUUAACUCAUUGUUUAUGUUCAGAGGUUGCCUCUUGUCACUAGCGGCCACCACAACUCUGAUUGCAGUGCGUAUAAAUUAUGAAUUAACGGCCCCUCCUUGGAAGAAUGUGUCAAAUCCAUGGGGGGGGGGAGAAAACUGAACGCUUGAACCCUUGACCCUGACUGCACAAUUCUGUAUCUGUAACUGAUAAUUUACUUGCUGGCCUUAUUCAACUUUAGUUUCUUUUAAAUAUUGCAUCGAAGUACGUAUAAUCUGUGGGUGCACCUGAGAAAUUGAGUUGAAUAAUAAUAAUAAAUUUAUUAUUUACACCCCAUCCAUCUGGCUGAGUUUCCCCAACCACUCUGGGCGGCUCCCAAUUGAGUGUUAAAAGCAAUACAGCAUUAAAUAUUAAAAACUUCCCUAAACAGGGCUGCCUUCAGAUGUCUUUUAAAAAUAGGAUAGCUGCUUAUUUCCUUGACAUCUGAUGGGAGGGCAUUCCACAGGGCAGGUGCCACUACCGAGAAGGCCCUCUGUCUGGUUCCCUGUAACCUCACUUGGGAACCGCCAGAAGGCCCUCAGUGCUGGAUCUCAGUGUCUGGGCUGAACGAUGGUGGUGGAGACACUCCUUUAUGUAUACAGGACCGAGGCCGUUUGAUUGAAGCCAGUAUGAGUUACCUUUGAUUUAGGGGAGAUCACUGCAUAAUAAACAGGACUUCUGAAAAUCUGCAUGAAUGUAAUAGUGCAUUGGAGAACAUACUGCAAGGCUUGUCCACCAGCUUCAGUUGGAUAUUAAAGGUAUCUCUAGUAAACAGUACUCCAGUCCACAGUGAUUCAGAAGCAGGAAGGGGAGAACUUGAAAACACCCCAGCAACUUCUGUUUGUUUGUUUGUUUCUUUUUUUUUAAAGGUUCCUGUGUGGAAUGUGGGUUCGAUAAAUGACCAGAUUGGCUAUUCCCCUGUCUUCGUGCCUCCUCAAAAUUACCCCAAUUCUCUGCACUCUCAAGAAAUGAACUCUUCCUUAAUUCUUCAAACCUUACAACUCCAAAUUCUUCAAGCCUUCCUCCUUAUUUUGCCACAGUGCAAUUGCAGACUUAUAACAGCAUAAAACCUUUUUAGCAGUUGUAGAAAUGGCAGUGGGUUUGCACUUCUGCAACUUUCAUGCUCGUUUAAAGGUUAAUUUCCCAAGGGUUACAGACGGAGCCUAACUCGGUCAACAGUUAAUUAGAGAAGAGAUCGAAGCUGCUUAACUUAAUUUGGAAAAUAGUAGUUUAGGGAGUUCUGCACACUUGACAUAAUUCUGAGCCUUCAUAUUUGCACCUGUCAGUGUAUUAUAUUGUAUUUGUGUGGUUAGCAACAUGCCUGGCUGAUUAAAUGGUAGCACACUCAUGCUGUUGUGUAGCCCAGGGUUUCCCAAACUUGCAUCUCUAGCUAUUUUUGGACUACAACUCCUACCAUCCUGAGCUAGCAGGACCAGUGGUCAGGGAUGAUGGGAACUGUAGUCCAAAAACAGCUGGAGACCCCAGUUUGGGAAACCCUGGCAUCUUAAAGACUAGCUGAUUGUAUUGUGGCAUAAAAGCUUUGUGAACUAGAGUCUGCUUCAUCAGAUGUGCAUGUGUGAAGUGUCGUCUUCAGUUGCAGGCAUACAACUGUAAGGGAUGAGGGGAGAUUUAAGUUGUAAGCAGUAGGACCAGAGGGAGCUGAAAGGCAUGAAGUACAGAUAAUGAUAAUUCAAUCAGAACUAGAAUGUGUUCCUGGAAAAAAAAGGUCAGUGUCCUUUUGUGACAGCAGUGGCUAACUAGCAAAUCAGUUAGCCUGGGAUUGUCUUUGGUGGGAGGUGAAACAAUUGCCUUUAUACAGACUCAAAUAAAUACAAUUCAACUUUGCAAUUUUGUGCUGGUGUCUCCCUUUGAAAUAAAUUACUUUGUUCAGCUAUGGUCCCCCUUAAGAUCAGUAGCAGAAAUUCUCUCCUAGUCUAUGAUAUGUUAUUUCUGAUUUGUGUUCAUGGAUUCUUUUGUAUAGAGACUAACCUGUUGUCCUGUGCAGAACACAAAAGGACACUGCUGGCAGGUGACCUAAACAGAAGUUGGUGAAAGGAACAGUUCAAUUGAUGAAUGCACACUUUUAAUUUAAUGAUUCUCUUAAUAAUAUCACUGUCUGCCUGGCAAGCAGGCCCAAAUUUUCUGAAGUGUGUGUGGUCUUGCAUAGCGUAACCCAAGUGCCUCAGAACGAUAGAUAAAGGGUUACUUGGAGCUUGAAACACAAACACCAGCAUGUACUUGGUGUCUUCCAGCCAACAAAAUGGCAUCAUAAAAUAAUUACAUCUCUUCAUAUGACAGUGUGGUAGAAACGUACCAAUCUAACAAGGGAAGAGAUGGUGCUAGCUUUUGUGUUCCCUUGUAAAGUUGUGUAAUUUGUGGAUUGGAUUAGCCUUUCUGUUACCUUGAGACUGUGCAAGACUAAAACUCUUGAGAAAUCUCAGUAUGGUAAGCAGAGAAUGGGAGUUUCCUGUCCUGUGUAGAUGGCCUUCAUGCAGGCUUGUCUUGAGGUACAAAAUGUUUUUAGUACUAUCAUAAGGAGCCUGAUUUUAGUAGUUGGAGUCCCAGAGCUCCGUGUUCUCCAAACAUACCUCAUAGUUAAAAGCAAAUGUUGUAGGCUGUUGGCUAGGAAUGAAGUUUAGCUCGGAUUUGCACCUAGGGUGAACUGGUUGCAAGACUUCGAUCGCCCAAACUUUAUUUUCUCAAAUGCUCAAAAUUUGAGCUUUUGGGAAAGGAAAUCCAGCAGUGUAUCUAAACUUUUUAUCUCCUGAGAUUUAUUUCAGCCUGGAUGUUGCUCCAUAUUUAUGCAUUUGUUUGCAUUCUGUUUUUCCAUCUUACACGCCACCCUGGGGAUGCUGACUUGCGCCGAAGGCUUUUAUUAAAACAGUUUGAUGGUUAGGUAACAUGGGAAGAGAAAGGCCGCUGUCAAUUACAGUCGAAGCUAACUAACUUCCUGGUUCAAACGUGGUGGCUAUAUGAAUCAUGGCUUAGCUAAUCCUACUCCCUGUCCAUUUUUAAUACAUAGGGAGGAGAAGAAAGCAACUCUGCCUGAAUGCUUAUGAAUUUUCUAACUCCUUUAUAGUGCCAUAUAGAUGAAGAGUCUGUCCAAAAUACUGUGUGCAGCUAACACCAAUGCAUGCUGCUUAGAAGAAGAGGAGGAGUUUGGAUUUGAUAUCCCGCUUUAUCACUACCCUAAGGAGUCUCAAAGCGGCUAACAUUCUCCUUUCCUUUCGUCCCCCACAACAAACACUCUGUGAGGUGAGUGGGGCUGAGAGACUUCAAAGAAGUGUGACUAGCCCAAGGUCACCCAGCAGCUGCAUGUGGAGGAACGGAGACGCGAACCUGGUUCACCAGAUUACGAGUCUACCGCUCUUAACCACUACACCACACUGGCUCUCAUUAUAAGGGUUUGCCCCAUCCUGUUUUGAUAGAGUGAACUCCUACGUGGACUUGCACCUGCAUAGUCUCCCAUUAAAAAGUGUGAUCUCCAUCUGUUCUUCCUCAAAACAGGAAAGCAAAAAGAAAAAGGAUUAGGGGUAUGGUUUCUCCCCCCCCCCCUUUCCAGGAAACAAUGUUUGAUAGCUUCUAAUAGAUGGAGUCUGAUUAGUGAAAAGCAGAAGAGCGGUGACUUCUGAAACCCCCUCUUUUUUGCUUGUUGUGACUGAGCACAAUGCCAAUGCAGUUCUUAUUUUCUUAUAAGGAGGGGAAAAACUUGGGAAUAUUGUGUGAACCGUCGAGAAGUAAAGCAUAUACUUCUGACUACCCUAGUCUAGACACUUCCAUUGGUCUUUGCCUUUGUGUGACAAGGUAGUGUGACUCUUUAGCAUAUUGCACAGCCAAAGCAUAUAGACUGAGACAUAAAAUUGUGGGAGGGCACUCAAAUGCAAUCAGUAAAGCUUCACAGAGCAUCCUUUAUCAUGCUUCCUUAGUAAUAUGAAAUGCUUACAGGAGCAAAAAAUAAAUUAGUAGUUGUCUUUAAAAUUUGAUAUGGGGUAUCUUGAGAAUUUGUCAGGAUUAAAGUCUUGCAAACGAAACAUUGGUCAUGAAAGCACCAUUUUAGUCCAAAGUUUAGGCUACUGUACUGAGCAAACUGAUAAUACCAGUUUCUACCAAUAACUGAAAAUCAGCUCUAGGCUGCAACACUCCCACAGUUGGAACUGCCAGGCAUUGUGGGAGUUCAGCUGAUCUAGUUUGGCAUGAGAUAACGCCUAAGGUGCUGUUGGAUGAUCUAAACAUUGUCUAGCAGGCAGUGCUUGUUCUUUUCUGAUCUAAGGCCUGUUUAGACUCGAUGGUGAAGCACCUUCUGGCUUCUAGGAACCUUUUGGCUAACUUGGCGUAGAGGCUUUCAACACAUUUGAUGGAAAAUGAUUGAUAAGAGGCCCUGCACUCUACAAAUUCAUCUGACAAAGCAGACUAUGAGCAUUCUAGCUGCAAGAGAGGAGUCUAAGGUGACACACAACAACUCCUUGUUAUUGGAAAGUUCUCCUGCGCAGUAUAAAACUCUUGAUGCCAUUACAAGUUCUGGACAUGUACGGUAUGAGAAUGGGGAAGCUACUUGAUUAGAUAUCAAAAAGUGCAGCUCUUCCAUCCCAUCUUAACUGUUGGUAAAUGAUAAGGGAGCUCUCAAGAGGACCUUCCACAUUUACCAAGUUCUGCUUGAAGGGUCCUUAUAGUUUUUCUAUGCAGAGCCUCGCAGCCAGCUUUUUUCAUUGGUUUUCUUCCCUAUACAAAGGUGGGUGGGAUUUCCAGCAAAGUGGGGAGGACUCAUUGCUCAAAGAUGGAUGACAGUGCAAUCCUGUACAUGUCCUCUUGGAAGCAAGUGUCCCUGAAUUUCAUGGAACUUGCUCCCAGGUAAGCUAUGCACAGAUUUGCAGACCAAUCCCCCCCCCCCCAAAUCCUUUCUUACCCUACAGCUCUUGCCAUCUCAAGCUUAACAUGGUUUUUAUUAUUAUUUAAUGUCUGGGUAUUCUGCUAAUAUUGCACCUUGUGAAAUGUGAAUGCAAGAAUAUAUAGUGUUGAAAGGCAGAAGUAAGCUUUGCUGAAAAGGUCAGCAUAGUGUUCUAGUGGUGAGCUAUUAAGUUUUGCAACACAGCUUCAAAGACUGUUGGCUCCAUAAGGGUAAUGGGAUAUAUGGUGGCUAACAGGAUAUAAGAGUCUCCUAACUGGUUUCCACAGGUGAGAGUGCAUGACCUCUUGUUUGCCUGAAAUUUCAGAUAUUGACCAUAGAUAUCUGUACUACAUGGAGGCUGCAUUAUAACAAAAGCAGUGGGGACGGGGGGGGUAGCACUGAAAACUUGCCUUUUGUAGAUUGCCUCAAGUGAUUUGUAGGCUGACACACAUCCGUGCUCAAAACGCCAUGCAUGCUCCAGAAGUAAAUUCCAUUGAACUCCAUGGUAUUUUCUUACGAAUAAACAAGCAUGCAUAGGGUUGUCCUGUUAAGGGAAUGGAAAUGAUGGGGAGUGAAACUUCACAUGCACAUUCGUUCCCGACUUUUGUAGUGUUUUAGAUUUACUUGGUCUGUGGUUAUUCCUCCCCCCCCCUUUUAAAAACCACUAUCUGAAUAGAUUUCCCAUGUGAUGGCAGCAAUUUCAGAUAUCUCAGAGGAAAUAACCUUGUUUGCAAUUUCAUGCCAAGCACUGGGCCAAACUAGCGAUGAUAUAAGAGUUCUUAUCAUCUGUCAUGAUUUUUUAACAGCUGCAGAUUCCACCCGAUGCUCCCCCCCCCAUUGGAACUGUGAGGAGAGUUUCAACCUCCCACAUCUGUUUUCCAAUGGGGACAGUUUUAAGCCAGGAAAAACAUGAGAGGUGAAUUAUUAGCACUCAACACACACAGCCCCAUCCUUACAUAUUAAUUUAAUGACAUACAGUGCUAACUGCGGAUUUCAUAUCACAGGUAUUUAUAUUUGGAAAAACUCACCAUCAAUUUAGACAACAGAAACAGGUAUAUUUACCAAUGCGGUGCUUGGGUAUAAUGGAUGUCUUUUAAAAAUGAAAUAAAUAAUGCUCCAUAGUUGCAUGAAGGCUGCAUUUUAUGGGUAACCUAGAAGAGGACGAGGGAUUAUAUUUGAGAUUUAGAUUCACGUCCCAAUUGACCAACGGCAGAGAGUAUUGAAUGUCAUUUCAAGUUUGUCUCCUUUAGUAUUUUGUCAGUACCUGCAAUUGUAGCUGCCUCAAUGCCAAGAUUGGCCUCUUGUGCUUUGGUUGCAUCUGAAAUUCCCAAUUCUCAACCCCACCCUUCAAUUGAGAAGCUUAGAGGCACAAUGAAUGUUGUACUCUUCUCUGCACUAAAUUGAGGGCUUUACUCAAUGAACUGUGGCUUAAAAUGGCAUGCUGAGGCAUGACUAAAUACACAAUAGGCCUUCACAAUGGAACUCAUUUUUUAUAUACCUUAAGUCUAUCAAAAUGUCUUUUGACUCAAGGUUAAAACUAAUCCAAGAGAAAAUUGGCCUACAUACUCAAUCAGCACCGUGUUUAAUUAAAUUCAGGAGGGGUGUGUGAGUGAGUAGAUGAGAAUCUGUUUCAGACAGCCAGUCUGCAAGUGUCCAAAAAGUAAUAACAGUUUACCUUGGCAACACUUUGUAUACUACCUGCUUCUUGGUGGGACUAACUGAUUAGAAUAUCACAAGGGGGAAAAAUUACGCGAGCUCUCAGAAGAAGCAUUGAUGCCAAGCAUGAAACCUAUGCAUGCAGCAUGCUGAAGGUACUAUCAGUGAUACAAGGCAACAUCUUGUAUAUCAUCUGAAUCACUCCUCUAGCAUUUAAGUAACAUUACAGAAAGCUAAGCUGCAUGCUAGGCACUGAAAUCUAAACCAGCCAGAAGCUCCUGACAUGUUUGUAGACUGGAUAAAAGCAAGAUGGUAUCUUAUUGAGGGUGGGCCUAAGGCAUAGCUGUCAAUUUACAGAUUUGAAAAUAAGGGACCAGCAGCCUCGAAAAUAAGGGACCAGCAGCCAAAAUAAGAGAUUUUCAGGGCACAGGUAUGUUCAACUUCUGAGCCCCUCUGAGCCAAAAGCAGAAAGCCCAGCCAUCAGCCAAAGGAAGCCUCAAGCGGUGGGGUUCUCACAGUGCAGCAACCCGGCAAAGGGGAUGCAGCAAGGAAAACCACUGUCACCUCUCCGCUGGGAAACGCUGAGCAAUGGCGAGUCCCCAGGCAACGCGGCCGAUUUGAUCAGCACAAGGCAUGCAAGCUCCACCCCCCAGUUGUUCUUAGACUCCUUAUUGGGUGAGCAACGCAGCCAAGCAACCCAGUUGGAGCCUCCCUCCUCCCUGGCCGGCAGGAAGGGAGGGAGAGGAGCUGCUUCCUUUGAAACCCGGAAAAUUUAAGGGACAUCAUCAAUAAGGGGCAGCAGCGGGACACAGCACUGGGAUAAGGGAGUUUCCCACCAAAUAAGGGGCGGUUGACAGCUAUGGCCUAAGGAGUAGCUUCUUAUUUUGAUGAGCUUCCCUAGGACCCUUGUAUUGCAAGGCUUUGUACCCCAGUCCUAUGCACUGUGCAUGGUUAAAACUGGAAUUUGCUGCCAUAAGUGUAUGACUGUAAAAGGGGGUUAAACAAAUUCAUGGAGGAUGAGGUUAUGUUCUUUCUGCCUCCAUUGUCAGAGGGAGCAUGCCUCUGAAUACCAGUUCCUGGGAAUAACAAGUGAGGAAAAGUGGUCUGCAUAUAGACAUAGGACCUAGGUUGGGGUCUUCCUAUUCAGGCACCUGUUUGGCCACUGUGAGAAUAGGAUGCUGGACUUGAUGGGUCUUUGGCAAGACUCUUCUUAUGUUCCUCACUGUGCUAGCAAAUAUGAACCAAACCUCUUCUCUCUGGUUCUCUUAUAGCCUGUUCAGAUGCCAUUAGCAUAUAUGUGAAGUUAGGAUUUUUAUUUUUGCAUCCCAGUGUGCAUCGCUUCACACUUGCUUACACUGAACAGUGUUUGCCGUUUUUAUUUCCCAAUUCAUCCAGUUUGGAGAGUUCCUUUUGCAACUGCUUUACUUCUGUGCAGUUGACCAGGUUCCACAAAAACUCACAUGCCCCCUUCGAUCCUUUAUCUAGGCAAUUGAAAAUAAUUAUCAGAGUUACGGACAUAUUCGAGCAAAAAAAAAAGUGCUUAAGUGUGUGAAGCAAGGCAAGUGAGGAAUCUGGCCUGGAGAGAGAUUCAAGGGUCAGACAGAGGCAUGGAGGGCUUAAUUGAGGCCCUGGGUAAUUAAAAGGGAUCCCAAAUCCAGAUCCUUGGGGGGCUCCAAUUUCUCCAUCCCUCCAUUUUGAGAACUGUCAGCUUUUUCCUGUUUCUUAACCUGGUCCAUAAGAUCACCUGACCUAUUUUCCCAUAACUGCUAAGCUCACUAAGGAGUCUCUGAUGAGGACUUUGUCAAAAGCUUGUUGAAAAUUCAAGUACACAAACGAAAUAAAACCAAAAAUCAGGUUCAAGCAAAAAGGCAGCAGAAGAAUUAGGAAUUCCAGUGUGAGAGUUGUCUAAUGCCUGACCAAAUGUUCUCUUCAUGCCCCAAAACCUGGAAUGGUGCAGAACAAAGCUCCUAGUAAGGGAAUUCCAUAGACAAGGUGCCACGACUGGAAAAGGUUGUUCUGGUUGCCACCCGCAUUACUUCUGAUGGCAGGGGAUUUGGAGGGUCUUCAGAAUAUAAUCUUAAUGCACAGGUAGAAUUGUGCAAUAGGAGGAGGGUUUUUAGUAUCCAGGCCACAUACAGAUGUGCUCAGUUUAUCCAUUGUUUUGCGGGUCAGAUCUGUUUCUACCAUAAGCAUGAUGGUGCCACAUCAAGUGAAGCAGAAGGUGGCUCCUUGUGAAAUUGUUACCGUAUUUUUCACCCUAUAGGACGCACUUUUUCCCCUCCAAAAAUGAAGGGGAAAUGUGUGUGCGUCCUAUGGGGCGAAUACAGGCUUUUGCUGAAGCCUGGUGAGUGAUCGGGGUCGGUGCGCACUGAGCCCUCUCCCUCUCCAGGUUUCAGAAAGCUCUGUGCAGCCCUAGGGAGCCCGGCGCGAAGCCGCGCCGGGCUCCCGAAGGUUGCGCAGAGCUGCCUGUGCUCCCGGGCUUCGCGCAGCUCCGCUCGGGCUUCCCCCGCCUCCCGAAGGUUGCGCAGAGCUGCCUGCGCUCCCGGGCUCCGCGCAACCCCCCGGAGCCCGGCACGAAGCCGUGCUGGGCUCGUGAAGGUUGCCAAGCUCCCAGAGCGAUGCUGAAGCUCUGCGCAGCUUUGGCAUCGCUCUGGGACCCGCGCUGGGGUCGGGGGAAGCUUGGGCUUCCCCCGCCCCCAGCCGCGCAAGCUCCCAAAGCGAUGCCGAAGCUGCGCUCAGCUUCGGCAUCGCUCUGGCUCCAGUUCUGGGGGCUGGGGUCGGGGGAAGCUCGGGCUUCCCUCGCCCCAGCCCCACGCCUGGGUGGGGUGGGGGAAUAAUUUUUUCCCCUUUAUUUCCCCCCAAAAAUCUAGGUGCGUCCUAUGGGCCGGUGCGUCCUAUAGGGCAAAAAAUACGGUAGUUCCGGAGCCUUAGUUGUAAGCCUUGGAGGUUGCUUGUGGAAUACAGCAGCAGAAGGUCCUUUGCCUACGUAAACAGGUCCCUAGACUGCUCAGUGCCAUGCAGCUGGCUUUGCUGUGCUCAGAUCAGAGAUAACCUUCACAGCUCAGCAGGCCUCACAGAGCUGAAAGAUAAGAGCAUGUGGGUGUGUUUCUGUCUUCAUCUGUGAGGUCUGAUGGGAAAGACAUCUGUAUAUGCUUUGUUAAGUAGAAAGGAAUCAGCCGUCACCUCUGCUGGGAGGAGUCUUAAGUAAAAAAAUAAUAGGUUAGCUUGAUGGGCUUAAUGUGCUUUUCCAACCACAGGGGAUAAAUGCAGCUUGCGAUCACCCUUUCAGCUCUCAUAAAAUUUACUGCAAACCCUUAGCCAGUUUCUGUGUCAUCAGCCCUUGCUUUCUAAAAGUUGAAUUAAUGCUAGCCUAAUCACCUCUGGGGUGGUGAAAGGGAUUACUUAUGUAAUAAGUGGAGAUGGCUGAGUGUUCACAUACUACUUUUUGUAAGAUUAUGCCCCUAGUGAUGUCUCUGUCAUCCUUUUACUCUAAUUGAGGUUGUGUUAACUAUCGGCCUUGAUCCUCAGGUCACUGAGGGGUAAUUUUGUGGCGAUUACUAAUGUACUUCCUGUGAGCCAAAGAGUCUGUCUGGUCCUUGGCAUAAUGGGACUUGUGUGCCAGGCACAAAAAGGGGAGGGAGGUAGCAGAAUUAAAUAUUUGGGCCUGACACGGGUCCAGGAGGCAAAAGCAUCUGGUUGGUUGAAAGAGUAAGGGGACAAGCAGGCUCAGUGUUUCUCAAAGCUGGGUCCCCAGCUGUUGUUGGACCACAACUCUCAUCAUCCCUGACCACUGGUCCUGCCUAGCUAGGGAUGAUGGGAAUUGUGGUCCAACAACAACUGGGGAAAUGCUAGGCUAAAUCGUGCAUGGGCAGACCUCAGGCUUGUCAGAUGCACUUAUAAUAGAACCACGGGAGCCAAGUGCAAAGGAAAUGCAGUUUGGCUUUAAAGAUCAGGGUGCCUCUGAACACUUUCUUGAGUCUAGAGUUUUGCUUUCAGUACCAGAACUUAACUGAGGUCAGCGUCCACAUCAGGCAUUUAAAACAUUACUGUACCGCUUCAGCAGUCAUUGAGAAUCCAGGGGACUGUAGUGCAAGGAUGCUGAAUCACAGUGGUACCUCAGGUUAAGUACUUAAUUCGUUCCAGAGGUCUGUUCUUAACCUGAAACUGUUCUUAACCUGAAGCACUACUUUAGCUAAUGGGGCCUCCUGCUGCCACCACACUGCCAGAGCUCGAUUUCUGUUCUCAUCCUGAAGCAAAGUUCUUAACCCGAGGUAAUAUUUCUGGGAUAGCGAAGUCAACAGCCUCAACAAAGUGCAGUUCCCUGGAUUCUUUGGGAAGAAGAGAUGACUGUUAGGUCACACUCACAACAUACAUUUAAAGCACUGAGUUGAGCAUCCAGCUAUUUCACAUAAGAGUCUGUUCCUCCUUAGCUUCCUUCAUAUCGGAAGCCUACUUUAGGGGAAAGUACUUUUGUUGCUGCUGUUAAAACCCCUUGCUGACCUACUGGAAAUCAUGCAGAGAAUCAUCAGUAGAUCUUCCCCUACCCCCUGGGUCAAAUAGGCAAUGAUAAAGAGUAAAUAGAUGUCUCUGAUUCAGGUGACGGAAAAACUCCAAACAACUGCAAGACUUCAUUUCUUGGGUGUGUAAUACUUUUGAAACCUGGCCUACACGAGAAGCAGGUGGUAGAAGACAAGGGCUUCAGAUUGCAGGCAGGAAUCCUGUGCUUAUUAUGGUACCCCAUUAUUAUUCUAAUAUUACAAUUAUCACCCAUCCUUCAGCCUAAGGUCCCAGAGUGGGUUGCAGCAAUUAAAACAUGGUUAAACACGGUAAACACAACCCUGCCCAAAACCAAGUAUAGCAAGAAGAGGAGGACUAUCCCAGCCUACUUCUUGCUGUGCCAGUUUUCUACUUGCAUGGAAUCUUUUAUGCAAGGGAGCAUUUGGAAACCACAACCGUCCCACCUGCAGUCUGAAGCGAUAUGCUACCUUCUCUUGUGCCAUUUUGUAGCCUUUGUAAAUCAUGACUCAACUCUUGUUUGAAAUGCUUAACUGCCUUUUCCCUUCUGGUCAUACAAGCUCAGCGGGAGAGAGCAGUACUUGCUGUGAAGUUACAACCCCCCCCCCCCCGGAGAAACCAUAAUAUGUUUUAUUGAUGACUAUAUUGGGUUAAAUUCAAUUUCUACCAUCACUUUGCACAUUAUGUGGAAUAGGCUAUGCUACCUAUUAUUCCAUUCAUUCUUGGCUUGUGUUCAGGAGAAACUGGGAGGUCUGUCAAUGUCUUGGUAUAUGUUUCUCAAAGAGCAGAACUUUUUAAACAGGCAAAACUAUUAAUGACUUUUGCUUCAUUUUAGAAGAUCAUUUGUGAGGGUUGCGGGGCAGGGAGGUAUUUAAAUGCCACAGCUUUCAGAGGAAUGAGUUAUAAUAUGCCAAGUCCUUUCUUUGAGCUUUUUGAACACCCCAGAUGGAGGUCUGCAUAAGGAAAUGGCACCUUUUAAAACUGUCUUUUUAAAUGUACAGCUCCAUCCUGCUGAAGCAAAGGACUAGUAUAUGGUGCUUCCUUAACUGUAAGUAGGAACAGAUGUCUGUAAAAGGGAGAAAUACUGUAUGCCCACUGUAGAGCACUGGCACUGUAGGGUUGGCUGGCGGACUUAGAAAAGAGAGUUGUAAAAUAGUCACACUCCUGGUCACCUGUGGUGAGUAAGAAUUGUGUCCAGGUGACCAGACAGGGAAGCUUUAUGAGGAAUGCAUGUCUUCACCUCUCCCCAAGUCCUUGGAACCAGAUACAACUGAAGCUGGUAUCUGUGGCCAUGUGGGCUAGUUGAGAUUCUUGGGAGCUAGUAACUUGAAACUUCUUAACAAAGCUGUCAUAAUGUGUCCACCAUGACACCCAUCUAUAACCUGAUCUGAACUGUAACUAUCAGUGUUGGAAACUUAAGAUAAAUAAGCUAGGUGCCAAAUGGCUCCUUAAACCAAGGGUUUAACUAGAAUGUCUAGUUGCCAUUUUGGGGCAAGACACCUCUAAAGUCUUAUUUUUCAAAUGACUCACUGACUGUGAUUGAUUCUCAAUAAAACAUUUGACUAGUUCAGAUAAAAUAUCACUGAUAAAAUUCUACAGAGUGGGGUAUUAGUGUGUGAAAACAGUCCAGAUCCAAUGAUCUGGUGCCUGGCUAAUUUCAAACACUGGUAACUAUUCUCAGGUUCCCAGGAUAAAAUAUUGUUGACAUAAGGAUAGAUCCUGGUUGGACCAAACUGGGCACUCAAAUAAGUGAAAACAUUUUUCAUUUUUCAAAGGAAAGAGUGCAGUGCCUGGGAAAUGGUGACCUUCCAAGUAUGAACUAGACCAAUAUCUUGGUGAACAACCCCAUGUUUGCAAAUACUUGGAAUGCUCCCACUUGACUUUUAACUUUGGAUGACCUGGGACACUCUUGGCACUUGUGAUCUCAACAGUCCAUCUUGCCACCAGCCAUGCGAACUGUGCAACCGCCAGAAUUAUAGUAUGUGGAAAUGUCCCAAGGAAAAGGGUAGCUGCUCUCUUGUUUCUUGUGGACAAAGUGUGGACUAACCUGCCUCUUCCGACAUACUUUUUGUCAUACUAUAAUUGUGCUGUGCCAUCUUGACCUUUAUAGUAUCUUAAUGGUGUACAUAAAAGCUAUGGCUUUAAUGUACUGUUGGGAGAAAUGGUGAAUUAUCCCAGUAAAUUGCUUUUGAAAGUGUUUCCCUCUCACCUUUGAAUGAAAGGAAUGGAGAUAGCUCUGUAGGUAGAACACGACGCUCUUAAUCUCAGGGCUGUGGGUUCAAGCACCAUGUUCGGCAAAAGAUUCCUGUGUUGUAAGACUCGAUGACGCUCGUGGUCCCUUCCAACUCUAUAAUUUUAUGAUUCCAUGAAUGGAAAACCUCAGUGCAUCGUCUUUGCUUACUCCUAGGCCAUGCUUCCUGUUUUUUGCAGUAAGUGGUGAGGUAAAUCCUUCAGGUGGGAAAUAAUCUAGAGAUUUAAAGUCAUGGCCAAUGCUUGACUAGGAGGAUGUGGGUGUUGUCUGAACAUCCUAAUCCGUCACCUUGAUGGGCUUUGUUCACAAGAUGCCGUAUCUGCCAAUAGAUCUCGUGAUAUCAAGUGUCCAGGCUUACCUUGCUGUUUCUGAGAGAGAUAGCAGUGAGUCAGCAUGGAAACUGCCUGGUGUCUCCCUCUCAAGGACAACCUACUGUCUGGAUAAGACACCUGCUAAAAUGUUAUUCACGUAGGAGGCAAGUCUAGCAGCAUCACAGCAAAGCAAGCAAGGACAGCACAGUACAGUGGUACCUUGGUUCUCAAACUAAAUCCGUACCGGAAGUUUGUUCCAAAACCAGGACACACUUUCCCAUAGAAAGUAAUGCAAAAUGGAUUAAUCCUUUCCAGACUUUUAAAAACAACCCCUAAAACAACAAUUUAACAUGGAUUUUUACUUUCUAAUGAGACCAUUGAGCCAUAAAAUGAAAGCAAUAAACAAUGUACUGCAGUCACACAAUCAAUCAGUAGCUGAACUGGGUUCCAAACAGUUAUAAAAACAAAACAAAAAAGAGCUGCAAAACGAAAAGCAAAAACAAACAGAAGUGUGGCACUCAAAACGGAAGUGUAACACUCAAAACGGAGCACGUUUGGCUUCCGAAGAGUUCGCAGACUGGAACACUUACUUCCAGGUUUGCAGUGUUUGGGUUGCAAGUUGUUUGAGUACCAAGGUGUUUGAGAACCAAUGUACCACUGUAGCAAUCUGAAACAUAAAUUUGGUUGCAGUAAAAAAAAAAAAAAGAUGUGGGUGGUGCUGUGGGUUAAACCAUAGAGCCUAGGGCUUGCCAGUCAAGUGGUCGGUGGUUCGAAUCCCCGUGAUGGGGUGAGCUCCCGCUGUUCGGUCCCUGCUCCUGCUAAUCUAGCAGUUCGAAAGCAUGUCAAAGUGCAAGUAGAUAAAUAGGCACCGCUCCGGCGGGAAGGUAAAUGGCGCUUCCGUGUGCUGCUCUGGUUCACCAGAAGCAGCUUAGUCAUGCUGGCCACAUGACUUGGAAGCUGUACGCUGGCUCCCUUGGCCAGUAAAGCAAGAUGAGCACCACAAGCCCAGAGUCGUCCACAACUGGACCUAAUGGUCAGGGGUCCCUUUACCUUAAAAAAAAAAAAAGUUCAAGCAAAUUUAAACACUUUUAGAUAUAGUUAAAUGAAAAAGGUGUGGUGCUCUCCACACUCUUCCAAGCGCAGCUAAUGGAGUUUCUGGUAUUCCUUCAUCUACCAACUCGAGCUUGAGUUGACAGAAGCCACUCAAGCAUGUUUAGUCUCCAUACAAGAUCUGAAUGGUUUGUACACAUCACAAUAUGUCUUUGGUCUAGCUUACAGUAAUAGUUGAUGGGAUGAUAAGAUCGGUUUCUGGAUAAUGCCACAUCAGACUACAGCUGCCAGAUCUCAUGGUUGAAGGCUCCUCUGUAUUAAAGCAGCUGAGGCUAGAAAAUUAGAUACUGUGAAGAGUUUUCAUCUAGCUUCUACCUCCUGAUGUGCAAGUACAGGAUUCCACCUACCCCAUGGGAUGGCUUCCAACUAUGCAAUCUUCCUCAGGCAGUUUGAAGUGGUGCAGUCCAAUCACCGCUGUGUCAGCUGCUUUCCCCCAAAGGCAGCUGUUGCUUCAGUCAAAUAACUUUCUAGAACUUGUUUUUUUGCAGAGUGGAAUUAUCAGCGGGCAGCUAAGGGAGGGUUAGAAUUUAGAGACCAUCUUGUUAGAACCCCAAAUGACAAUAGAUCUUGUUGUUGUUUUCCCCCCUUGAAGGCCAACUGCUGCUUAAUAAGCAACCCACAUUAAGAGCCAUCGAUUUGUCUAAGCAGUUGGACCUGCUCUGCUUGAAGCCCAACAGGCUGUAGCUGAGCAAAGUGCAUGGCACUAUAGCUCAUUAAGAACUUGCACACUGAGUAAAAUGAGCAGCUGCACAGUUUGCAAAGUGGUGAGUUAAAGUGGUGAAGCUUACCAAGCUUUCUUAUCGCCUUCCUUGUUCUUGAACUUCAGAAUCUUUUGAAAACUUGGAGCAGCUAAAAUUAGCAGAUGGUGAUCAACAUCACCACACAUACAGCUGUCCUUUAUUGAAGCUCAGAGAUAGCUGAUCUCAAUCUUAAUUCCUACAAGAUAAUUUGCUGGGUUUUCUGUUUUAAAAAAAGACUAAAUUGAGAAGAGAAUUUUGGUUGCAUUAGUCUGAAUGCCACAAGGGGUCUGGCUUGAACUCAAUAUAUAUAUUCUUGGAUACAUAUUCUUGGAACUCCGGUGAUGGAGUUGGCACCAAUCCAAUAUAUUUUGGUGCCUGAAGCAGAGCCUUAGUGACACACCUUGCUAGGGCCAGCACUCAUCUUGCUGUACUUUUUUGGACACGAGUUUUUUCCUUCAGCCAGCUCGCCACUUCAUAGUGAUGUUUGAAAUAGGCUCCUUGUGGUCUACCUGAAGGCAUAAUCCAUGGCAUAAUGACCUACCCAAGAUAUUUAGUAUGUAGCCUGUAAAAUAUUGGAGUUUUCUCCCUGUUUCGAUGUAAAUACUAUGGGCAUAACUCAAGCUGAUAAUCCAGCUGUUUUAGGAAAGCAUCAAUAAAAAGUAUAUGUGCCUUAAAAUCUUUCCCACACAUGUCUCAUUUGAAAUGGGGUGGGGAAGAAGAGACUAUUACUUUGUCUCCACCUGGAGAAUAUACAUCCUUCCCAUCCACAGCCUUCCAGCUGAGACAUCCUUGAAAUACAUGUAUUCAGAGUGUCUUCAUAAAUGCUGCUGGAAGUAUAGGGAAAACCCAAUAAAAACAUUUGCUAUACCAAGGACAGCAUUCAGAGACUCUUAAUAGGAAAUAGUUGUGUCAAUCUCUUGUUAUCAAAGAAACCCAACCAGAGGGUAAAGGUAAAGGGACUCUUGACCGUUAAGUCCAGUCGCGGAUGACUCUGGGGUUGUGGAGCUCAUCUCGCUUUAGUGGCUGAGGGAGCUGGCGUUUGUCCGCAGACAGCUUCCAGGUCAUGUGGCCAGCAUGACUAAGCCGCUUCUGGAGAACCAGAGCAGCACACGGAAACGCCGUUUACCUUCCCACCAGAGCAGUACCUAUUUAUCUACUUGCACUUUGACGUGCUUUUGAACUGCUAGGUUGGCAGGAGCAGGGACCGAGCAACGGGAGCUCACCCCGUUGCAGGGAUUUGAACCGCUGACCUUCCGAUCAGCAAGCCCAAGAGGCUCGGUGGUUUAGACCACAGCAUUCAAAUAACUUUCUGGAGAUUUCAAUUCAAAGAGGCUGGAUUCUCAACUCCUACAAUAAUGCGUGGGUUGGGAUGCGCUGAUCCUUUGGAAUUCGUACUUGGGAAUUAAAAUGUAUUAACAGUUUCUGAUAAAAAUGUGAUAUUAACAAUGUAUCUCUUAUGUGAAUUGCAUAUUAGUUCAUGCUUAUCAAAAUAAUAAAAAGUGUUGUCCCCCCACCAAAAUAAGAGGUGAUUAGAUAUUCUGUUUUGGUGCCCACAACCUAGCCAUUGGACCUCCUAGUUUUCUAUCCCAGUUUCUAGCACUGUUCGAUAUCUUGAGAGCCAAAAUCGUAGAACCUGUAACACUAUAUAUAUAUGUUUUACUUUUAAAGGUAUGCAUGUGCAGUCAAAUUGCCUGGAGGUGAAAAGUAACAAGCGCUUCUCACAAGUUCAUGAGAAGAGUGUAGGGCUACCAGAAGCCUCCCCUGUAGCUAUCUACCUCCAGUAUAGAGAUGCUUUUUUAUUUUAACAAACUGAACACCUGCAUAGGACAAGCUUCUACAAGAAAGUGUUCAGAACAGAAUCCACAUUGCAUGCUUUAGUCUCACUGAAAAGUGUCUAGUAUUUGAAACCUUUCACUUGAUAUCUAUGAGAUGAGGGAACUUAUCCAUGAGAUAAGUUCUAAGACAGCUUCCAAUACCUCUCGUUGGGAAUGAAAGCUGCCAAACAUGCCAGGGCUGUGUUUGGUUUCUCAUCCUUGGAGGAACUUUCUCUUGAUCUUCUGGGCAGUUUUAGACCUCCAAAGCAAUGAUCCGUAACUAGCUUUCUUCCAUGCCAGCAGAAUGGUUUGUGUAUGCCUUAAGCAUUUGGUGCUGCUAGCGCAAAUGUGAACGGUUGCCUUGUAAAUCCUGUAGGAUUAAGGACAUAAAAAUGCACAAAAUCGAUUGCCUCCUAAUCCUUGCCUCAGAUGUCAGCAUUGUGAUGUGGCAGUGGAGGUAUGUGAAAGAGACAAAAUGCUAUUUCAGAGGCUGUGCAUUGACACACAGGGUCUGUGAUGUGGAACAACUAUGUGGGAUGUGAUGCAAAAAUCCUAUUUGAGGAGAGCCAAACGUGACAUCCAGAACCGCCAAGACUGUUAACUGUUUGUAUGGAAGCAACUUCAUGCAGAUAGGAUCAUCUGUCUUGGUGCUGGUGACCAUUUAUCCCAACUGAUUCUUCCCUCCAGUGGGCAACCUUUUUCCACUACUGCCAACCAGCCUAAUUUCAUGUGACCCUCCAGAUGUUGCAGGCCCACUUUGACUUCCCUCUGGGAACCCUCUUUCUCACUGUGCACCGGAGGGAAGGAGGGAUGUAGCGAUGGCACAGAGUAGCACAGGGCUGCAAAUUUUGCCCACUUUUUGCUCCGGCAGUCCCUGGCAGGAUAGCCUGAAGGAUAUGCAUCCCUCAAGAGUGAAAAGGUUCCCCAGCUCUGCUCUAAAUCUAGUUUGAUAUCCUCUUGAAGGCAGGAAAACUGCUGUUCCUUUAACAGUAGAACGGAUGCUUAAGAGGCAGGCUGACACAGCUGGAACACAAUGGAGAAAUGGAAUCAAACCAUAUAGAUAAGAUAGCCCUGCAGGGAAAGUCUCUUUCUCUGUGAGUGUUUAUCUUGAUGUAGCAAAGAGUGCAGAUAGGCACUCAUACAAAGGGGAAUAUAACUUAAAGGUUUGCAGAAAACAGCCUUGCAGCACUCUAGAUAGAGGAUGAGCCCAAAAUACAUGUGAAAAGCUGUCAUUACCUACCUUACCUGUCUGCCCAAACGAGGGCAUGUUGUGUUUCUGUAGUGUCCAGUGUUUUGUGAAAAGGGACUUGGGGAAGGAGUUCAUCUGAUGCUCCCAAGUAAAACCCUUGUUUGAUCUCAUCACCAAUAAAAAGACCAUCAUUUAGCAAGGAUUGUAGGCUUGUUUUUGGAUAAGGAAGUUUGUGUUGAGGGCUCUCAGCUGGCCAAAUGGCUUGAAAAGAGUGUAGAAUCAAAUUUCUACAUUUGAUAUAAUGCAGCCAAAGAAUUUAAUGGCUUCAGGGGUAUUCUGAACACGUUCACCACAAGCUCUAGUAUCAGAGUAGUUUCUGUGUGCCUUUUUCAUGGCCCACAGGCAGUGACGCUGGGCAGAAAAGUUUCCAGUUCUUUUAUUUUUCCACAUCCAACCCCCCUCCCGCAUUUCAUAAACAUGAAAAGAUGUCAGUUGCAAGUAUGAUAUUGGCCAAGCUUCUCUGUUUCAAAGAAAGUAAACCUGCUAAAUUAGAUCACACUCUAGGGCAUCAGAACAUUUUACUUAGCAAACCAAUUUUUUUCCUAAUGAAAGUUGCUCUUAAAAUUUUCCAAUUCUUACUUUUCCCCUGCUCUUACUUACUUUCUUAUAUGACCAUGUGUAUCUGUUUAAUUAUACUAAUUGCAUCUCUUCUCUAGUGCCAGUACUUUGCUAAACAAAUAGUGGAAUGAAAUGAUUCCAGUAUUGCUUGUGUAAGUGUCUAAAAGACACAUUGCAGAAAAGAGUGUAAAUUGGAAACAAAACUUCCAUGUGUGCCUUGCAUGAUUCUGAAUCUUUAUGUCUUAUUGCUAUGCAAAAAUGAAUCAUCAUAAUAAUAAGUUCCUCUGUGGCUCUUCUAAUCUCUGUUCAGCAUGUAAUUAUUAUUCACUAUGGCUGUGAAGCAAGCUUCAUUUUUGUAGCUUACAGUAUGGGUAUAUUCAGAAAGGAGUAGGGAGGUGGAAUAAAGCAGUGUUCUUUACAGUGCAACUAACUGCCCUUUAUUUUCAAUACUGAAUGGUCCGGCUUUGCCAAGAAGGAUCUAUCAGGGUUUAUAUGUGUACAGUAGGUGUUUGUCUUUGUUUGUAAGGGUAUUGCAGAUACAGACAUACAUACAUACAUACAUACAUACACCCUCUCGCCCUACCCUUAGUCCUUGCAGAAUAAAAAGUAUUCCUCUAUAUGGCAUCCCACCUAGCAUAGUGAUGGGCAUUUUGCUAGGAUUUGUAAUGUGUGCAGGAAACAAUCAACGGAGAAUAUUCUAAAUGUACUUUGUUUUCUGUUCUGUAGCAACCAGCAGACAUCAGUUUCCCACCUGAAGACAUGGACUCAUCUGGUGAUGAUUACGACUCUUUUUCUGGUUCUGGAGCAGGUAAGCUUGUUUCUGUGUUUGCUUAGCUGUGAACAAAGCGCUUCCUGAACUCUUGGGUUCUGAACAGCUCUAACUCUUUAAGCUUAUACAGUGGUACCUCGGGUUACAAACGCUUCAGGUUACAUACGCUUCAGGUUACAGACUCCGCUAACCCAGAAAUAUGACCUCGGGUUAAGAACUUUGCUUCAGGACGAGAACAGAAAUCGCACAGCAGCGGCGCGGCAGCAGCGGGAGGCCCCAUUAGCUAAAGUGGUGCUUCAGGUUAAGAACAGUUUCAGGUUAAGAACGGACCUCUGGAACGAAUUAAGUACUUAACCCGAGGUACCACUAUCAUAAUUAGUUGGCCACGGGGUGGGAAUUGGCUAUUGAAGAGAUAGGGAUUCCUCAGACUUCUUGAACCACUUGGGUGAGCUUCCUCUUACACAAUGUAGUGUGUUUUUAGAGGCCUCCUGUGUACUGACUAAAACGAAUACUGAUGCUUUGGUUUCUUUGUCAGGCCAUCCUGCAACCUUCGUAAAAGUUUCACUACAAGGAAGAACAAAUAUGUCGUCGUUGCCUGAAUCCUCAACUGACUCGGAAUAUAAGCAGCCUGAGGUACAGCAAACAGACAGCCCUACAGAAGACUAUCCAGGAGGACCUGUGUCCCAAACAAGCAUGCCUUCAGUCCCAUUGAUGGAUCUGGUGACCGACAAGACAGCAGUAGCUACAGAAUAUGAGCUGGACUCAUUUACUGAACAAGGAACAACAAGGUCUCCGGUCGUAACGACUAGAAUCCCAGCGACUCACCACAUUUCCACAGUCAGAACCACAACCUCUCAAAUUUCUAGCACACACUUCAUUGAGGCAGAAGUCUACCAAGAUGUCCAUCAAGCAUCAAGCACUGAUGAUGCAACACCUGCUUUGGACUUUGUGCCAACUAGUGAGAGAAGUCUGGAUACUGCAAGUCCCACUACAAUAUCCUCUGGUGACCAGAAUGAAAUCCCUUCUUUGCCCGAUGACGGAGGCAUCCUAAUUGAGGAUGGUUCUGGAAGUAAGGUAAGAACGAGACACUGUUCACCAUGCUGCUACAUAAAUUUAACUCUUACGCCGAAAUGCAAGCAAUUGCCCUUCAGCUUUGCCAUUGACCUGUGCUAUAGCUUGCAGACUGUUUAAAUGCAGACUUUGAGCACAUGUCAUGAUAGAACUUUGAGUAGCAACGCUGCCUCAGAAACUCUUGUAGCUGUGUGAACAACAUACAUGCACUGAAUCUGUGGAAAGAAAAUUUAAAAUGGUGUGAUUGUUCUUCUAUGCAGGAUGACUUUUCAAUUGAUCUACGUGGAGAAAAUUCAGUACUAGGAGUGGGAUCUCAGCCCGGUGAUAAAUCAGUAGAUACAGAAACAAAGAAUGCAAAAUCUGCAGGAACCGCCCAAGGAAUAAUGGACAGGAAAGAAGUUCUAGGAGGUAUGUGAAAUUAGAUGAUCUCUCUCUCUCUCUCUCUCUCUCUCUCUCUCCCUCCCUCUCCUUCUUUCCCUGCUUGGUUUAAACUAGUUAUUGUGCAACCUCUAGCACUAUCUCAGUUGACAGCUGUUGCUGAGCUGCCAUACUGUUUUCUGCACAGCAAAGCUGCAGUAUGAACUUGAGGAGCUCUACACUUGUCACAACCUCAACAGCUGCUGUAGAGUAGCUGCUCACAUUGGUAUCACUGUAUGGUUAAUUAUGCCCAGGGCAACCCAGUACUAUGCUAAGCAUCUUAUGGGUUGAAGUUCCUAUAUGGCUUUGUGACAACAGAUGACAAAGCCUAAGCACAACUAGUGCAUCCCCACUCUUGCUUCCUUAGCAUGUGGAGGGUGAGCAGGGCCUUUGUGUAGAGGGCACAUGAUCGGGACCUUAAAUAUGUGUUCAGAAGGCUGUGCUCAAUGGAGAAUACUUCUGUAUGCACCAUUCUUAGCAGCUUGGAGGAAAAAGGUUAGCCCCCAAAGCUGGACACUUGGAUUGUUUCACCUGGACCAGAAAUGGGGAAUCUGUAGGCUCUCAGACCUUGUUGGGCUCUCAACUCCCAACCAGCAUGGCUGAUGAUGGGAAUUUAUAGACAAAACAAUAUCUGGAGGGCAUCAUGUUGUCUAGCCCUGAUCCAGACUGGAGAUUCCACAGAAACAACUCUAUUUGUAGCAUGCCUUUGUCUGGCUGUUCUUUUUACGAAGCGUUGGUCACUCUUGGAGAAACAUAAGAAGCAUCAGUGGGGCCAACCAGAUGCCUGUGGGGAAACUCUCAAGCAGGGUCUGAGUAUAAGGGCAUGCUCCCCUCCUGUGGUCUCCAGCAACUAGUAUUUGGAAGUGUUUGCGCCUCCAGUUGUGUUAGCGCCUCCAGUUGCAGACCAUAGCCAUCAUGGCUUGUAGCCAUGGAAAGUUCUCCGAAUGGAGAGAUGUAGAAAGUAGAGUCCCUCAAGGAUUGCUGUUGGGGCCUGUGCUUCUUUUAACUUGUUUAUAAAUGAUCUAGAAUUAGGGAUGAGCAGUGAGGUGGGCAAAUUUGCUGGGGGGGUGAUACUUUAUCUUUUUUAAAAAAAAAACAUAAUCUUUAUUGUUAUCACACAUUAAUGACAUAAAACUCAACAGAUAUUACACAAUACACAGUACAUACAUUUCAUACAAUACCUACCCUCGUACCUUUUCAUUGGACAUCACACAACACACAUUUGACUUUCAACUUUCCCCUUAAUGCUUUGUUAUCAGUCUUAACUCAAUACGCAUGUCACAGUUUCCUUUUGUUUCUCUAUAUAUAUUUUACCAUAUCUUCCCUCUAUUUACAAGAUUUAGUCUGAAUCUGCUAGGAGAUUUGCAUUGUCCAUAUAGUUUUUAAGAUAUUCUUUAAGAAUUAACUAUUCUUUAUUAACUUUUUGAACAGUGUUUCCUUUUACUCUCCCCGUUAGUUUUGCAAGAUGUAAAUAUUCAAUCGUUUUAGCUAACCAGUCAGAUUUGAUGGGGAUUAUGUUGCUUUUCCAAUUUUUCGCUAUGAGAAUUCUUGCCUCUGUGGUGGCAUACAUAACGAGUGGUCUACAUGUUGUCUUGAUUUCCGAGGACAUGAUACCGAGCAGGAAUGCUACUGGGUUUUUCGUGUGAAAAGUAUACUUUAUCACUUCAUUUAUUCCUAAUCUGAAUACAUCUAACUCGGCACUUGCUUUUUCCACAGGAGUCAUCGCUGGCGGACUAGUAGGUCUGCUGUUUGCUGGAUUCCUAGUUGGGUUCAUGCUGUACAGAAUGAAGAAAAAAGAUGAAGGAAGCUACUCACUGGAUGAGCCAAAACAGUCAAAUGGAGGCUAUCAGAAACCACAGAAACAAGAAGAAUUCUACGCAUGAACAAAGAAAGUUUAAAAGACAUUUGGAUGUCUCCUGGACAUCAUGAGUUCUCACUGCGUUUUAAAAAGGGGUGGGGGGAACUAAAAGCCAUAGGACUGAGCUUAAGCCUCUGCCUCCUUACCAUUGGGAACGCCUCUAUUUUUCCAAAGUCAAUCUGGAUUAAUUAAAACCAUACCUGCUUUCUUGCACAAAGAUUACCUUUAAAGUGGAACCUUAGCCUUAGUCUAAGGACUCCUGGGGAAAAGAUAAGGAACCGAUUGUAUAUAGUCUUGACGUCCUAGGAACAUGCACCAAGAAAUUAGUAAGGUAUAAUGUGCAUGUCUGUAUGCUAAAGACAUUUCGGCACCCCAACGCUUAGUAGCCAUCCCUGUGUGCAUUAGAGAAUGUUCUUUUCUUUUUUAAAAAAAUAAUAAUAAAACUGGUUAUUAUGUGGCUUUCAAUGUUCCCACCCCCUUUUCACUGGUAACACUCAGUCACUCUAUUGCAGCUGAAUGGUGUGUGAACGAAGACCCUCCUCAAAUUAAAAGGUCUGUCCAAAGAGAUGGAGUUCUUAAAAGUUAGGCGUAUGACUCCUCUGGAAUUCUAGUGGGAGAAAUUUUAUACACUGUGCUUUGUAAUAUGAGGGAACAUAGAGGUGGAAGCAUUGAGGUGUGCACACUUUUCCAGUUACUUCUGGUCCUACUGGCUGUAGUGUUGUCCUUGUUCCCUGUGUACCAGGUCCACAUAGUAGUCCCGGAGCCACCGUUUGUUAUCUACCUCUUCUGCAUUGCAUUUUUGGGAUAGUGGCUACUUCUCCACUGGAUUUCCAAACUCCCUCUGCCACCCGGUACCUAAAAUGCAGGGUGUGGCAAUCAGCGUACAGGACGGAGCCUGUUAAGGGGUGAUGAGAGCUUCUGUUGCUGCCAAGUCCCAGGGACUAGAAUCAUAUUAGACUGGCGUUUGUAGUUGAGGUUCUGGGAGCGCAGGCUCAACAUGCAGAGCCUGAGGGAGUUAGCAUCUAUUAAUGUGCGUGGCUGGCUUUUAUCUCGGUCCAACUUGUGUCAGAGCGUUAAGAGAGUUUGGAGAGCAAAUGUCUUCAGAAGCUGUUCUGUGUAGAAGAGGAGGUCAAAGAUGGAUAGGGUGCCUUCAACUCCCUUGCAUGCCCAAAGUGUGAAGUUGGGGGUCUUGUUGGGAAUGUGUAUCGAUAGGACCAAAACCGGUGAAUGUCAGCACUUCCAAAGCAGUAUUUAAAUGUGUGUUAAGUUACACUGUGUGUGGAGGGAGGCGGAGCUCUCUUGAAAAACAGCUAGCUGGUGUAGAAUAAGUAUAGGUAUAUGAUUUCUGUAAUGUACAGGAUGACAUGGAUGUGAAUUAUCUCUCUGCUGAACAGUUUUUGUGUGUGUGUUUUUUGGUAAAGGCUUUGGGGUUUUUUUUUAGCGGUGGGGGGAAACCACAUACAUCACUGUUUUAGGCUCUUCUUUAUUUCACGAUUUACACUUGUUAGCUUGCAAGACGCUUCUGUUUCUAGCAAAAAGUGUAGGCAGAAGAAUGAGUUGACACUAGGGCACUGUAAAUACAUACAGUAAAGUAAGAACCUUUCAAAUAAAGCAUAAUUGUGAGUUUUCAGCCAAACAAUUGGUGCCUUCCCUAUAUCACUGCCGCAAAGCUCUUUAUAUUUGAUAGGCUGAAUACUUUUUUUUCCCAGCAUGUGAAACCAGGCUGUCAACUCCUGACUUGCAUUCAAUACAGCUCAGCUAUCCAUAACUACCUUUUUACAAUGAGGUUUUAAGUGAUUGUGUGUCCCUUUUUUAUGUACAAAAAAGAUAUCACUGCCUUUCUCGGAUCUAGGAAACACACUUCUUUUGGGCAAGACUUAAGUGAUAAAAUUGACGUGUGUGUUUUUAACGGUCGAGCAGAAACUGGAAUUCUGUAACUUGCAAACUGCUAAUUUUGAAAUGCAAGUCCUUCAGUUGGUUCUUUUUGUACUUCUCAAACAGAACACAUGCAAUAAAAAGGCAGUCUGCCAAAAUAA
This is a messenger RNA of Podarcis lilfordi (Lilford's wall lizard), 33714 nucleotides long. NCBI's taxonomy places the organism in Eukaryota, Metazoa, Chordata, Lepidosauria, Squamata, Lacertidae. The record is from the annotation of a GenBank genome assembly.